This is a messenger RNA of Colletotrichum navitas, 771 nucleotides long. RefSeq lists its product as uncharacterized. The transcript has a single exon. The record is from RefSeq and is a predicted model, not a curated record. Bases 113 to 562 code for a protein of 149 amino acids. Lineage: Eukaryota; Fungi; Ascomycota; Sordariomycetes; Glomerellales; Glomerellaceae.
AAAAGAGUUGGUGUCGACCACGGCGGACGGCGGGGUGUGAGAGAGACGCGGCUGAGCGGUGCACUGCGGCGGCAAUCUCUACAGGACAUCCCCUUCCCCGAUAUGGCCUUCGAUGCAAACCUCGUCCCUUGACAGGCCUCGUCAGCUCUCAUCAGGCGUGCGGCUCCUUCGCAGCGGGCGGCGACGUGGCCAAAUAUCUGUACAUGGAGCGAAGCCGUCGGGAGGAUCGCGAGAUCGUUGUUGGACUCGGACUGGCAUGGUCCUAGGUCUCCAAACUGUGUUGGCGUCUCACGUCCGGUUUCCGAGAAAGAGGCGAGCAAGCUGUGUGAUGUGCCGGGUUACGGCAGUAUUUGGAGUACAUGAUGGGGGGAAACAAACCCGGGGGUUGGCAAGGUACCUAGGUGAGGGAGGUGCCUACCUAGGCAACCUGUCUCCCUCUUCGCCACGGAAAGGGCAAGUGGAUCCAACGCUCCUUCCCAGACUGUCGCGGUACGUACCGGCUGUCACGAAAGUUCUCCGAACCUGCCUAGAUAGGUACCUAGGUAUUCGUAGACCUAGGUAGGUAGUCAGGGCCCACUGGCCAGGGACCGCCCACUUUGCUCUAACAAAUCAACUUACAUGUUUCUUCCCUCAUUACUAAACUGCGUUGGACUGUACCUCCUCCUGCCUGCGCUGAUGACAGAGAAAGAAAAAAAAGAAGAAGAAGAAAAAAAAAAACAGGCUGCAAAGGAGGCCAAGAAAGCCCGGGCUUGAAUACACAUGGAGAGAGAA